Molecule: messenger RNA, 1696 nt
Organism: Peromyscus californicus insignis
Lineage: Eukaryota; Metazoa; Chordata; Mammalia; Rodentia; Cricetidae
Gene: Ccl25
Product: C-C motif chemokine ligand 25
Exons: 8
Coding region: 344-958 (204 amino acids)
Biological process (GO): immune response
Cellular component (GO): extracellular region
Molecular function (GO): chemokine activity
Source: RefSeq, a predicted model, not a curated record
GUCGCGGUGCUCUGGUGCGUGCGGCGGAGGCAGGACUUCCUGUCAGCGCCGCCAGCCAAGGGCUAAAGCGGCCGGUGGAGGCGCCGAGUGGCGGGCCAUGGCCCCGCUAGCCCCCUCCACCGCCAUGGCCCGCCGCAGGCGCCGACUGGACACGGAGGCCGAGGAGUGACUCUCUUUGUGGAACUCACACCAUCUGGUCUUCACCUGACGGGCUGUGCAGUCGCCUUCGCCCGAAGUAAGAAGUGUGGUCAUCGGGAGCCCAGGCUAGGAGGUGUAUAUUUUACAUAUCAAAUUGGACCAAUUGCAUUUCAAGAACUCAGAAGUCCCAUGUUACCAUCGGACCAUGAGCUGUUGUAGGAGGAAACAGAAGAGAAAUCAAGCUUCCAUCAGGUGUGGCCCAGAUGAAAGGUGUGUCUUCCCCACCUCAAGAUCCAAAUUAAAGACAUGUGUCUUUCUGCUUCAAGAUCUGGAUCAAAGGAGCAGGAAUGGCUCAGUCAGCUGGAUCACCAAAAAGCCCACCUCCACAUUGGUGACAACUCAAGAAACCCCUGAAAACCUGGAGCAGACUACCUGCACGCAGUUCAGCAGACUGGAGACUGCCUCUCUUCUAGGCAGCGAGGUGCCUUUGAAGACUGCUGCCUGGGUUACCAAUCCAGGAUCAAAUGGAAUAUUCUCCAGCACGCUAGGCAUUAUCGCGUGCAGGAAAUUCCACUUCCGCCAGAAAGGCAAGGUGUGUAUGAACCCAGAGAACAAGGAUGUGAAGAGGGCGAUGGAGAUCUUGAAUGCUAAGAACAAGCCAGUUGACAACCCCCAGAAGACCACCUCAGGCUCUCAUACUGAGAGGAGGAAGUUAAAUCAUAUGAAGUCUAAGGUGAGGAACCCCAGCAGCACUAGCAUGAGGAACGCCACCCUAGGCCGGUCUAGGAUGGUGAUGAUGACCAGAAAGAUCAACAAUUAAGUUAUUCAGAGUGAGCACCAGCCGGACGAUGGGAGGAGUCCCCUGAAGUGCUGUCUUCUGGACAUGACAUGGCCACUGAACUCACAGAAGGCACAGUUACCUGUACUUGACUGGACUCAGCAGUGUUGGAGCAUGGGCGAGUGAGGGACUCCCAGGGCCCCAUCCCUCAUCAAGGAGCUAUUGGCUGUUAAUGAUUGCUGGGGAAAGGGAGUCUUUUUCCCCAGAAGUGUUGCCAGAGUCCAGUAUAUAAUCCCCCACCCAUGCUCAUGCAAGCAACCCUAAUUACAUGCAGGGAGUCACACAAAAGAAAGGUAUGAAAGUAGGGCAGGGCUUGUUAGGAAGAAGGCUUCAGUGGGAGAGAGAGGACUACAACAGGAUGAUGGUGUGUGUGUGAAAAUGGUCAAAAUGCACACAUAUGUGAAAUGGUCAAAGAACAAAAAAUUAAAAAAUUUAAAAGCCAUUAAAAAUGAAUUACUUGAGCAGUGGUGGUGCAUGACCUUAAUCUCAGCACUCAGGAGGCAGGGGCAGGCAGAUCUCAGUGGGUUCGAGGCCAGCCUGGUCUACAAAUCUAGUUCCAGGAAAGGCAGGGAAACAGAGAAACCCUGUCUCAACAACAACAACAACCUAAUUACCCACAGUGUUGUCUGGUAUGUAGUAUGCUCUCAGGAUGUUAGUGCCUGUACUUUGGAUUUACCUGCAAUAAAUUAGGGUUCCUGUGACCCCCUCUUUUUAUUCAGC